AUGGAAGAAGCCCGCCCUCUGAAGAGGCAACUAAGCGAUGAAGAACAAGACAAAAGGUUUAAAACCAAUGAAAAUGACACAGUUAUGGUUCCAGGUCCAAAAAAUGCUAUCAAUAGUAAUGAUGAAAAAAAUCAAGAAGAAGUUAACACAAACCCAGCUGGGCUGAACUUCGUAGAGCUCUCAAAACUCAUAAAAGAUACCGAACCAGGCAAAUCUGCCUUAAAAACUAUUGAAACCAAUCAUUCAGAAACAUUUACAAAUGAAAUUUCUAAAGCCCAGAAUUUAAAUGUGGACUCGGCUUUUUUCCCAAUCAAUAAAAGAUCUGAGGAAUUAAUAAAACUUUUUGAACUGAAAAUAAAAGAAAAAGAAGAAUUAUUAGCGAGAAUUUCUGAAAUUAAAGCUAAAAUCCAUGAGAAAAAUAAGGUAUGUGAAAAAAUAAAUUUAAAAUCUGCAGAGAAAAAAGAAGCUUUGAAAUGUGAAAUAAAAAGAAUUAGAAGGGAAAGAGAAAAUAUGGAUAAAGAGCUGCAAAGAGAUAAUGAUAAUUUGAGGAAAAUAAUUGAAUUUUAUAAAACUCUUACGUCCCAGUGAGAGAACAGAAAAUUUUGUUCAUUCAUGGAGAGGAGUUAUUUUUUUAUUUUACAGUCAUUUUUUUGAAAUUAAAAAAAUCCAAAAUUCGAAAUAAUUGGAAAGCAAAUAUUAAUUUGUAAGAUUUGUGUUUUAAAUGUAAGCUGUUUAUAAUUAAACAGAAUUAGCUAGAGAUUCCGUUAUAAUAAUUAUCACUUAUAUAUCAAAAUAUUUUUUCAUAAAAAAUUUUUUGUGUUUUGGUCAAAAAAUAGGAAUUUUUUCUAACGGUUUUAUUCACUCAUGGAGGGGGAGCUAGUGGAGUCACAGUUGAAGAAUUAGGACUAGGACGAUUUAAGAUAAUUGUCAGAAAUAUCCAGGAUGAGUUUGUAUUUGUGCUUGGAGAGGAUGGGAACACUUUUAACUAUGAGCUGCUCUCAGCCACAAUUUCUGACUCAAAAAUUCCUUCCUAUUUGAGAGCUGAAAUUAAUAUUGAUAAGCAAGAUGCUUCAGUUCUUUUAGAUAAGGUUAUGUCUAUUUUGCAUUAUUAUGUCUUAAAUAAUUUAUUUCUAUAUGCAUACCAGGAAAAUACUGGCAUUCAUAGCUUAAAAGGUUUUUCAUCAAUAUUUUUCUAUCUUAAAAAUUAUUACGAGAAUUAA
Molecule: messenger RNA, 1220 nt
Organism: Blepharisma stoltei
Lineage: Eukaryota; Ciliophora; Heterotrichea; Heterotrichida; Blepharismidae
Source: the annotation of a GenBank genome assembly